Molecule: messenger RNA, 1645 nt
Organism: Culicoides brevitarsis
Lineage: Eukaryota; Metazoa; Arthropoda; Insecta; Diptera; Ceratopogonidae
Gene: Golgin84
Product: golgin-84
Exons: 2
Coding region: 42-1511 (489 amino acids)
Biological process (GO): Golgi organization; retrograde transport, vesicle recycling within Golgi
Cellular component (GO): Golgi membrane; Golgi cisterna
Source: RefSeq, a predicted model, not a curated record
GUGACACGUCAAAAUCCCCAAUAAUCCAAAAUAAUUCCAGAAUGUCGUGGCUCCAGGAUCUCGCCGGAAAGGCAGAAACGAUGCUGAACAAGCUCGAUCAAAAUGCCGCCUCCGUUCUAAAUCAAAGUCAAUCCGAUGCGCCGCUCAUAAAUGUCAAAAUUGAGAAUGAAACUCCCGUAAAAUUAGCUCGACCUGCAUCUCGAGGGUCCUUGAUGCAACUCACACCGAAGAAAACAAUUCCCGCAAAAGAAGAACUCGCCCCAGAUAUUGACAAAAAAUCAAAUUCCUCGUCGCGUCGCAGCUCUCUGACACACGAAGGCACCGUAAUCGAGAAUUCCGACGUCAGUCGAAGCAUGCAAACGAGUUUCGAGGCGCCUCCCGACACUUCGAUCCAGCUGCGUCUCGUCGAGCUGGAGGAAAUUUGCAAUAGUCUCGUUGCCGAAAAGGAAUUUCUCGUGGAACGGAACCAGCAGCUCGAAGAAGAAAAUGCCAAAAGUAUCCAGAGCAUCUCGGCACUCGAAUCAACGGUAGCGCGACACGUCAAAAACGAAGUCGAUCUGAACGAAAAACUGGAAUGGGCUCGAAAAGAGACAAAUCAAGCGAUUACGGAACUUCAACAGUAUCGAACACGCGCCCAACAAACGCUCCAAAUGAAGGAAAAACUCAUCGAGGAGAUGAAACAAGGUCGCGGCGACACAAAAGCCGACACGGAACACGAAAAUGCGGCAGAAACGACGCUAAAAAUGGAACUCGAAAACGUCAAAUCCGAAAAUCGAAGUUUGCUCGAGGAAAUUUCGCUGCUCAAUGACAAAUGUGAACAAGCCAAAGCCUAUGUGACGCGUCUCGAGACACUUUUGGAAGCCGGCAACGAAAGAGAAAAGAAGCUGAAUGAGACACAAGACGCUUUGGCGCAGUUUCGAACGAAAGUUGGGCAACUGGAGGAAGAUUUGAAGGCAAAAUUGCAAGAAACGAUCUUUUUGAAGGAAGAAAUGAUGAAGCAACGAGGCAGUGCGAUGCAAAAGUUGUCGGAAAAAGACGCGGAAAUUCUGCAGUUGAGGGCAAGGACGUCGCAGCGAGUCGUGCAAAAGACAUCGAAUGAGGCUGAGGAAAGAAUUCAUGCGUUGACGCUUAAUUUGGUGCAGAAACAGCAACAGUUGGAGUCAAUUAUUGCAGAAAGGAAUGCUUUGAGGAUACAAUUGGAAAAGUUGGAUUCCCUUCAGCAGCCCACAACUGUAAUUGAGACACGCACAUCACGCCCUCUCCGUCUCGAUGUCAACGAAACAGACGACGUCAAAGCUCGCAUUCCAAAUUUCAUGCAAGAAAAUCCCUUCGACACUCGUUUUUCGCGACGAGUGAAACGAGCUUACUCCUCUUUGGACUCUGUUGGCAUCCGAAUUGGCGUUUUUCUGCGAAUGUAUCCAUUGGCUCGCAUUUUUGUCAUUUUUUACAUUGCCUUGCUGCACUUUUGGGUGAUGUUUGUGCUCUUUUCAUCGACGCCGCCCUCAACAUAAUGGGAUUAGACUACGCGAUAAAUUGCCAAUAAAUGACCUGAAUUUGAAAUAAAUUUAUGGCUUCAUCAUCAGAUAAAAAAAAUGUGACAAAAAUAAUAUAAAAAUUUAUUGAAUUAAAAAUAAAAUAAAUUAAA